Molecule: messenger RNA, 4335 nt
Organism: Hemicordylus capensis (graceful crag lizard)
Lineage: Eukaryota; Metazoa; Chordata; Lepidosauria; Squamata; Cordylidae
Gene: CASP2
Product: caspase 2
Exons: 13
Coding region: 487-1770 (427 amino acids)
Biological process (GO): regulation of apoptotic process; proteolysis
Source: RefSeq, a predicted model, not a curated record
CCGCGCUAGGCCCGGGAGCCGCAGCCGGGCCUCCUGUCGGGCGCUUGCAUGCUUGCAUGUCUUUGUUGAAUUCUCCCCCGCGGGGCCCCGUUUUAUUUCCUCCUCCUGACACGACACUGUACCAAAGCAAACUGCAGGUCCCGUAUGAAAUACGUCGCAUUUAUAUAGCGCGUUCCCUCGUCCUUUAACGCACUUUACAGCAUGCAUUAUUUUAUGUUGCGACCUAAGCAAUAACCCUGUAAGUUUUCCAUAGAUGGAGAGAGAAAAUAUCCCAAAAUAGAAACUCAGAAUGGUUGAAGUAGAGAAUUAACAUUGCCACAAAAAGGGCAAAAUGUUCUGUUCCUGAGAAUUCUUAAUGGACCUCUAAUUUCACUCUUGAAAUGGAUAAUGCGAAGACCAGUUCUGGUAGUCUAAUGGAGAUGCUUUUAGCACAAGAAUCCAUGUUUCAACUACAAGAAUCCAGAUCCUAAACAUUUUGCUUGGAAGAUGCUAGGUGCAUGUGGUAUGCAGAAAUGUCACCAAGAAGCCCUGAAAAAGAAUCGUGUGUCACUAGCAAAGCAGCUAGUGCUGAAGGAACUGCUGGAACACCUCAUAGAGAAGGAUGUUAUCACUGAGGAGAUGGUGGAGACUAUACAGGCCAAGGCUGGGAAUUUUAGCCAAAACAUAGAAUUCUUGAAUAUACUACCUAAGAGGGGGCCAAAAGCCUUCUCAACUUUUUGUGAAGCUUUACGAGAAACUAAGCAGAAGCACUUGGAGGAAAUGCUCCUGAGCACCAUCCAGAGCAGUGGGACUACAAGGCUGAUUCAACACUAUGAGGAAAGUCUGUCACUUCCUCUGCCUGAAUCAGGAAUCUCUCAAAAAAGGCUGCGUUUGCAUGAAGCAGAGGCAAUGGAGCAUUCCUUGGAUAAUGGAGAUGGUCCCCACUAUCCCCAGGUGAAGCCAUGCACCCAGGCAUUCUAUGAUACUCAUGAGCACCUGGCAUACAGACUGAUCUCACGUCCACGGGGCCUGGCACUUAUACUUAGCAAUGUGCAUUUCAGUGAUGAUGCAGCUCUGGAGUACCGUUCUGGUGGGGAUGUGGACCAUACUGCCCUAUAUAUGCUCUUCAAACACCUUGGGUAUCACGUGAUUGUGAGGCAUGAUCAGACUGCACAGGAAAUGCAGGAGGAAUUGAAAAUUUUUUCAAAAUUACCAAAUCACCGAGACCUGGAUUCCUGCAUAGUGUCCCUUCUCUCACAUGGCAUAGAUGGUGGUGUCUAUGGAGUGGAUGGCAAACUUCUUCAGUUGCAAGAGAUUUUCAGGCUCUUUGAUAAUGCAAACUGCCCAAGUCUUCAGAAUAAACCCAAAAUGUUCUUCAUUCAAGCAUGCCGAGGAGAUGAGACAGACCAGGGAGUGGACCAAAUAGAUGGGAAUGAGCGUGCCGACUCCCCAGGUUGUGAAGAAAGCGAUGCUAAUAUGAAGGAGAAUCCCAAGUUGCGCCUUCCCACUUGCUCUGAUAUGAUCUGUGGAUAUGCUUGUCUGAAAGGCACAGCUGCCAUGAGAAACACGAAACGUGGAUCUUGGUAUAUAGAAGCUCUCACCUCUGUGUUUGCUGAGGACUCCAGAAAUACACAUGUGGCUGAUAUGCUUGUGAAGGUGAACCGGUUAAUCAAGCAGCGAGAAGGCCAUGCUCCUGGCACAGAGUUCCAUCGCUGCAAGGAGAUGUCAGAGUACUGUAGCACUCUUUGCCGGGACCUUUACUUGUUUCCAGGUGUUUUUCCUGGGAUUUAACCCUGCCAUCUUUUUAUCCUGAGGGCAUGAGUAGAGGCGACUUCCUCAAUGGUCUAAGUCUGUGGAAUGUUCUGAUUGCCCUGAAGCUGUAUGUAGAAUGACCUCCCUGAGGAGGUCCAGGGCUUAUUUUUCUUCAUGGCGUUUUGUACAGAAUAUAAAACCAACCAAUUUCAGGAAGUGGUUGCCUGAUGAGUUUGGCAUAUAGCAGCUGCUGUUUUUGUAACUGAGUUUUUCUGGUUUUACUGGGGGAUUUGUGUAUUAUGUGAGCCACCUUGAUCUGUGGAAAGAUAGCAUUUGAAUUUUAUAAUGGUUGGAUAGGCCAGUCCACUUAUUCUCUGUGCAGUCCUAAUAUUGUGUCUCAUACAGCAUCUGGCAGCCGUUAAUGCCUGAAGCCCAGUUCACUGUUUAGAAUCUUAGUUUUCUGUUUGUGUGCCAAAGGUUGGGAGUGAUGGGGAACACAUUAACAGUUACUGAUCUGUGGGCAUUUAUAGAAACAGGAAUGUUAAAAAUCAUUCACAAUGAUUUUUUUUUUAAAAGAAGAAAUGAGAACAUAAAGGGUUUAAAAAAAAAGAAUUAUAGUUUUAUACAUUGAAUUUUAUGCUUUAAGAAAAAAAUCGAGUUCUUUUGCUUGGUUGUCCAUGCAACUGGCAAAAUAAAAGGAACUCUCAGCUUGAAAAAUGAAUGAUGUGCCGACUAGUAAAGCUAAUUAAGAAUAGCUGGGCCAAUGUUAAAGUUGUUCUCUAGUAAUAUUCUCUAGUGCUAGCAUCCAACUUGCAGGUUGUUUUAUUAAAAACAAAUGUUGUUUCUGCUUGCUGUUUGCCAUAUUUUUUUUCUUGGAAUUUGAGAACUAUAGUGGAAAAUGCACAAGAGCUUACAAGCAAUCAGAACGGAUUUGCAUUCUACAAGAUACUUCUGACUAGAUCAGAAGCGAUUUUGUGUUUCAGGACUUUACUGUGGUUAUUCCCAUGAUUCCAAAUGUUAGGAUAAGAAACUAUGUGCAGACUUGCAAUUUUAUGCAGAGUUCACCUGCUUACUCUGAGUUUUAGUUGCCUGUUUUGCUUACUCACCUCUCCCAUUACCCUUGGUUCCACGUAGCCCAUGCACUCAACUGAGUAUCUGUGGGGCUCUGGUCCUCCCCGCUUUCCUACCUGCAAAGAAGUAUCAGCUUUAGGCUUGAGAAAGAAGAAGCAUGCUGGCUAAGUGUUGCUGUGUAUCGGGCAGCAUUAAAAGCAAAUACAGGUUUGACUGCUUCCUUAUGUAGAAACGUGAGUGAGAGUGUAUAGGUGUAGUUUUCCACUUGGAUGCGUUCACCUGGAAACAAUUGCGGCUUGCCUUGGGUGAGCAGUAAAAUAGAGGUCUGGGCCAUUGAUGUGACUCUUUGGAAUUGCUCCAUGUGAACAGAGACUUAGCUAUACACAUUUUUCAAUAAGUCACUCAGGUCACGGUGCUAUGUACAUGGCUUCUUAGGCACCUGCAUUGUUGCUUUAAUAGUUUUUCUGGUGAUUUCAAAAGUAUUACUGUGUUUAAAAAUGUAUCUUUUAAAAUAAAGGAGAAUGGCUGGCCUUAGCCAACACUCUGGCUUCUCCAGUCAUGGGCAACUGAAAAUCUUUGUACUGGAAAUCUUUUGCUACCUAUGCCCACAGCUAGUGUGUGCAGUGGGGGGGAAGGAGGAGAUCACGGCUGCAAACCAUCAUUUGUCAGAUCUGCCUAUGCAUUAUUUUUUCCAGUAACAUCAUUGGUCCCUUUUUGUUGUUGUUGUUGUUAUCUUGGGAAAUGAAGAGGGCAAAAUAUCAACAGCCAGUUAGUUUCAUUUAUAUGUAUAGCAGCUGGCAUCUGGGUUGCUGCAGAUGUCGAGAAAUAGGGUUAUUCACUUAUCUUGCUCCUAGAAAACCCUGCUGGCUCUUAAACUUUGCAGAUAUUUAUACUGUAGUAUACUCUUUUUUAUUGUCCUUUUAAAAAAAAACAACUUUUUAAAUAUAUGUUGUGUUUUCCCCUACACCCUUAUUGGUUUGUACCCAGUGACAGUAUGCUUAUGCCAGUUUGCUUUUAAUUGACUUAGGUGACUUUUUGCCUUGGUUACUCUCUGAUUCCCCUGGCUUUCGCCCAAGGUUUUGUAAAGUAAUUUUAAUAGGAUUUUUUUUUGUAAUAAUCUGUCAGGAAAAAGAAAUAAUAUAGGGACAGGCCAGAAGGCUGAGCAUCCAUGUUCUUUGUGUUACUCAGUGGAUAUGAAGGCCCUCUGUUCCCACACUACAGCUAAAAUUAUGCAGUUAGACUGUGUGCUGCAGCUGUGGAGGAAUAAGAAACAUUUUAGAGCCAGUUGGACAGCUUGCUCUUGAGCUCAGUAUGGCAAUUCAAGAGUUCUUUCCUCUAAGUAAAAAAAAGACAAAAUAGAGAGAGGGAGCCCUCUCCACAAAUUGGUGCUUGAUGACUGUAUCAAUGCAGCUGUCUCCUCUUUGCUUGUAAAAGGAGAAUCCAGCUCUUUAUCACUGCCACUUUUGAUAAUAAAGCUUUGUAUAUAGACUGCCCCAAUGUGCCAAAAUAAAGUGAUCUCAUUUUUCUCACAAA